Cherax quadricarinatus is the source of this 1416-nucleotide messenger RNA. RefSeq lists its product as uncharacterized. Gene Ontology annotation, biological process: spindle assembly; centrosome cycle. Gene Ontology annotation, molecular function: microtubule minus-end binding. Gene Ontology annotation, cellular component: HAUS complex. The record is from RefSeq and is a predicted model, not a curated record. NCBI's taxonomy places the organism in Eukaryota, Metazoa, Arthropoda, Malacostraca, Decapoda, Parastacidae.
CAAGUGUUGCAGUUGUGUGUAAUAUAUCAACUUGUUGGUUCUCUGAGCCAUUUAUCAACAAGGUGGAAGUUGUGAUGACCCACAAAACUCCCAACAACACCACAAAGAUGAGGGAGGAGGAUAUUCUUGCCGGUAUUAUUACUCAUCUGGAGUACCUCAGUUAUAAUGGCUUGGAGACAAUGGAGCCCAGCUGGGUUCGCUCUGUGUUGUUAACUGCUGGGGUACCCAGGCAGAGUCUUAUGCUGUGGGUGCUGAGUCAGUUGGUUCCCACAGAGGCAGCAGAGAUAUCCACAGCACCACCGCACAUACACACUCAAAGAAUUUUGCAGUGCUUAUCAUGCAUGGGAAUCUGCCGCUCAGGAGAUUCUGAAGUUAUUCAGGGAACAGCACCGGCAGCAGCCCAAUUACAGUUUUGGCAGAGGUGUUUAGAUAGCAUAAGCCAUGUGCGUCGCUUCUCUACCUCGGUCAAAGAUCAGGAAUCAGAAUCCCACUCUUCAAGUAUCCUUCUGGAUCAGCUGGCUGAUUCUCCCUAUCUACAGCCAAUACUGAAGGACGGAGGUACAACUGUAAUACCAGGAGACCUGAGGGAGAAAUAUCGAAUGUGGUGCAGAUAUGGACAAUAUAUUCCAGUUACUGAUUUGUUGCAGGAUAAUCAUGAUCAGCUUAAUAAACAGUUGGAGAAAUACAGUGCCAUGGAAGAGCACUGGAAAGUACAGCAGACAUCUACAGAACAAAAUGAAUUGCAAGCUAAUGUAUGCCAGGGCAUCUCUGAUCUCAGCAAGCAGCACGAGCUGUUUCAAGGAGUGUACUCCUUGUAUAUUGCUCCGUGGACAACUUCCAACACACAGCUAGAACUUCCUAACACAGGCCCACUUGUUCAUGAAUCCAAUGUCAAGCUAACGAAACUGACUCAGGUUCUAAAACGAACAGAAGAAGCAUCACAAAGGUGUGAGGAGUUAGGGGAGCAAGAGAAAGCAGUUACACGACACAGUAAUCAUUCCUCUGCCAUUACAUCAACUCUUCAUUCCCUUAUUUCUCAACAAUCAUUGGCUAAAUCAGUGCAAUAAGAUAAAUUUGCAUGUUUAUUCUUGUGCAACAAAUUUGUGUGUGUGUGCAUUUGGGUAUGUGUACCAAUUAAAAUAUACUCGGUUGCAUCUGCCAUUUAGUCUUGAUAUCAAGGACUUAAAUUACUUGUAAUAAUACAAACUAUUUCCAUGGGAAAGUGGAACAAAAUUCUUCUUCCAUAAGCCAUUCAAGUUUUAGGCAAGUGUUUAUAGAGUAGCAAACCCAUAUAAUAGAGUAACAGUUGUUUAUACCCCCACCACAUGAAGCCCACUUCUUCCAAACUAGGUAGACGCCUGAACAUUUUUCUAUAAACGUUUAUUUUUUUAUCGAAUAAACUAUUCGUCCAAAUUA